UUAAUAAUCGUAACUUUAUACAUAAAUAUAGACAUUACAUUUAGGAAAAAAUAUUACUUCGCUUACUUCGCAAUAAUACUUACAACAAGUUACAGUACAUGUAGGUUAGAAGAAAGUAAUAAAUAAACAAUAGCCUCCAUUUGGCGCCGAAAUGUGCUUCAAUAUUUACCCGAGGAGCGAACAGUUUUCCAAGAGCGAUGCUCGCAGAACACUGCGAGCUUCGAGGGACAGAUAAUGCCCAAGGACAACUUUCCGAACACAUUUCAAAGUCAAAUGGUGCCUAUUGCUGUUAUAAUCUUUCGAAUAUUUUUCGAAACGCACGAAUCUUUUAAUUUGGUGUGUUUUUUAGCCUUAGAGUGGCCAUAUCCACCCCACUCACACCCAGCCCUUGACAAGAUUCCUGACCGUUCUUCGUGGAUCCCCUGAGGAAAAUCUGGGGAAGGGGGUGGUGUGGGGUGUUACGUGGGGAAAAGCGACGGAUGCUAAUGAAAUAUACCGCUGCAACUGACAGGAAAUGUUUGUAUUUAGCUGCAUGGAUGUAAUUUGCAUCUUGAAACAGGCGUUUGCUUAAUCAAUGGUUGCCUCCAAGAACGAUCUCACGAUUUCUACAACUCUGAACACUAAGGUUAAAAAAGUAUCAUUUGGUUUAAAAAAAAAAAAAAAAAUUACAACCAACCGAAGAAUUGCUGUUACGACAGAAACUACGUGACUACACACUGCUUGGCGUUGAAGGUGUUGACACGAUCUCUUUGCAUUUUCUACUACCGUCUCGACGAGAUAAAUGAUCUAAAAUUGUACCAGGUUUCCAAAUUAUCUACUACAUCCUGUAGGUAAAUUAACAAUAAUGGCAAAUUUAUAAAAUACACCCCGGAUAUCUUCAAUUUCGGAAGUAGAGAUCAAAAUUGAUGGUCUCUCUCCUGUGUCGUACGAUAUCAGCUUUUGAACAAUUCGAAAAACACCCUUUGUUUCACUAACAAGCCUUACCGUGUAAACGAACUUUAUUUUAAACUUUAUAAUCAAUUACUACACUUUGAUCAGUUAAUAACAAACUGCAGCUGCGCCAACAUUGGUGGAAAUGAUACAAUUAUGCGAUUUCUUUCAAUCUACCAAUCAAAAUUGAUUUUACUACAAGUGGCCAUUGGAUCUGUCAAGACUUUUCGUGGAAGUGUGAAUUAUACCAUAUGUGAUGUCUGAAUUUAGUUUGCUCUGCAAAUUAGCCAACUUUAACCUGUCAAUAGAUGUGUGCCUGUGAUUGGAAUUCUCUUAAAAGAGAUGAAGUCUCUGAUUUUAUUCAGUUCAACACCCAGUUUCAGUGAGAUAAACCACAAAUCUUCAAAUUAUCUCGGAAAACUGGCUACAACGAACAAAGCGAAGGGAACUCUCUAUUGCACAGUAAGUCACAGUUGCGAUUACAUUUGAUAGUUGCUCUCUCGCCCAUUAUACAACAAACCUUUUGUUUUGCGCGCAUAAGAGCUUCUAAGUACUUGCACACAGAACACAUUUUUAAUGAAAGCCGAACCGAAAUCAUAUUCACCGUAAAAUCGUAUAUUUUCUUGCAAAUAGACUGUAGGAGCUCCAGAUGAAAUUUUCAGAUCCAUCAUUCGGUAAAUGUAUUUUUCUUGGGUGUUUGGUCAGUUAAAACUUAUGUCUCCCACAAAAUUAUAAAGAGUUCACCUAGGGAUUUCUUGGUUUCAAUGGGCCCGCUGCUCCAUCUCACUGAAAGUUUUGAUUUGUGUUCAGUUAAAAUUUAUUUCGUCGAUUGUGGAUAAACUUUAGCAGACCAAGCAAUAUCCAAAUUCUGCACUCUAAGAUAUAUAUUUUUUAAUUUUUUGCACUGCAUGCAAUACUGAGUCCACGUUAGUGACAUAAAAACAUCGAAAUUAAUGUGCAGCCAAGUUUCGUUGCAAAGCUGAAAAGAAAUCGUAGAAACUAACACAGUCUUCCCUUGCCUAGGAAGACCAUUUGGUGGUAGGUGGUUUUUCCUGAAAAGUUUAUUCGAGCCGAAAACAUAAUAACGGAUUAAAGUUGUUGACGACUACACUCGCCCAAUGAUCAGUACACAAAACGGGUUCCUCCCUGUUUCGUCCACAGGCGAUUGGCCUUGGUGAAAGGCGCGAAAUAGGCAGCGCGAGGUCUGAUGUAUGAGAACAGGGAUGUAAACGACAUACUGAGAUUGAUUAUCUUGUGAUUUGAUUUGAGUUCGAGCUGUGAAAACCGCUGGUCUUGCAAUCCGGAGGUCCCGGGCUCAUAUUUUUCUUUCUCUUUGCACAUAGUCAAUUUGUCUGCUUCCAACCAGUUGUGAUUUUUAACAAGUUUCUGUUUAUUUGCAAAUGCUGGUUUAUUUAACGGACACAAUGUAAACUACUGGGACACCAGGAACAGUGUUUAUCCUAUUAUUUUUGUUUUCUAAAGAGCUUCAUAUCUUUUUCAAAAUUUUACCGAGCGGUCCGGCUUUUUGGGGUAUUGCAAGAAACUGUGUGAAUGUGAACGUCGCGUUUUGCUUGUAGGAAACUGAGAUUCAGACUGGGCGAUCUCUUGACAAGAGUGGUGGGAGGUUAAGAAUAUUUUAACGAAAGGAGAUUAUCUAUCUCCUUAUCUCCUUUUCUUGCUUGUCGUUUUGUGUCCAUACAGUCUGCCGUACGCCCCACCAGAUCUAUUUCCAGAGUUUCGCAUCCUGAAUUAUGACAAGUAGUUAAGCUGAAGGACAAAUUCUUCAAUCUCAUUUUUUCCAGUUGUCCCGGUAUCAACGUGAGCGAUCUUUAGUAAACAUUUUUUUUAUGAAUCCCAGUACACUGCGAACAGCACCGUCGGCGUAGGAGAAACUAACUGCUCACAGCUAGGUAUAAUCCCAGCGGAAAUAUCAACAAUUCUUUAGAGUCAGAAUUUAACGAAAAAAAAGAACAAACCCAUACAUGGCAGCCGUUCAAAGGUGUAGUUUAAUUUAAAUGCUAAUCAUGAACACCAAGUGACGGAUGAAUAUGUUUCCACCAAUACAAAAAAAACUCGCUUGUCUUGUUCACCUGAAGAAGAAGUGUUCAAAAUCUGCAAACAUUAUGAUGCGAAUGGUCGCUCGUUGUCAUUUUAAUAAGCUCCGAGACCUUUUUAGAUGCUGUCCACCGUACCGGCGCCUCAAUUACGCCGCCCAAAAAUGACUAUCAGUUGAAAGUUGGUUCUCGUUAAAAGUUGUCUUUGCACCCACUUAUUUAUAUUUUUCUUUUCAUUGCUUAUUGCUUUUUGCAAAAUUUAGUAUAGAAAUGGUGCUCAAAGUCCAAUUAAUUUGUUCAUUUGAGUUAGAGCCGCCCUGUAAAAGGGUAGUCAUAAGUGGUUGCUAACAAAACGUCGACUGACUAAACAAAAAGGCAUUAAUUCUUGGAAUAAAGGAAUCGUGAGAUUCGCCGCCUGUCUCUCGAUAUUUUUAACCGCGUCGUUUUCUUUUUACGUCACAGUGCAAUUAUCACAUGUUUGCGUGAUGGUACAGAGAAAUACCACUUUCCUGAUGGUCAGAUAAUAUACCGAACAUGCUAUAAAAAGCAUACUGGGACUAAAGCGACAAUUAAAUAUGCAAACGUCACGUGCUGCCAAUCAAAAUUUAACUGUCGACCAGACGGCUUUCACUGAAAUUUUAAAAUAUGCAAAACGGAACAGACUGAAUCCAGCUUGAAACGUCUCUUGGAAAGCCAUCAACUAUUCGCACGUUUGUGAUUGAAAGAAAUGGUGUUGGUGCUGAUAGUAACGACUCCACUCGUGCCGAGGACAUUAAAACAAGGAGCUUUCUUUGAGGUUUUUGUGAUUAUCGAAAAAUUCAAGGACUGGGAUCAAGCACUGAAACAUACAAAUGAAUAUAUCGAGCACAAACGAUUCCUCGAAUGCCGCUUCUCAGCUGGACCCUUUGGCCCCACCGUCGACCACACACCAGAUCGUUGUCCUCCUGGUGUACAGCUUGAUGUUCCUCCUGUCUCUCAACGGAAACGUCAUGACGGUCUUCAUCGUGUUGACAAAGCCGUACAUGAGAUCCGUCACCAAUUGUCUCAUUGCUAACAUGGCCAUAGCCGAUCUCCUGAUGACGUUCAGCGCCAUGCCCUACUCGGCUGCGUAUAUGUACGUAAAUAGUCGCUGGUUCGGUGGGAUCAUGGGAAUGAUCACGUGCAAGAUACUUCAUUUCUCAGUUGCACUGUCCAUCGCGGCCUCCGUUCUCACAUUAGUUGUCAUCGCCUUGGACCGCUUCUUCGCCGUGGUGUACCCUUUUAAACGCGCCAGCGUUAUUCGCAAGAUUUGGGUGGUGAGCACCGUUAUUUGGGUCCUCUCUGGCCUAUCGAUGUCACCUUACCUGUACUACUACAAGUCGUUAAUCUUACAGGAUGGUUAUCACCAUUGCUAUGCGAGCUGGGAGCCUCUGGCUAGGUCUUGGGAAGCUUCGCGCAUUUAUUUCGCUUUUAUUUUUAUCGCUCUCUACUUGGUCCCCUUGUUCAUCAUUGCUAUCUUCUACAGUAUUGUUUCAUUUAAGCUCUGGAUUCGAAGGAUUCCUGGAAAUCCGAGCGCCGCAAAUCUCCGACAUGCAGAAAUGAGCAAGAAGAGAACAAUCAAAAUGCUCAUCAUCAUCGUUAUUGUUUUCUCUCUGUGUUGGCUGCCAGCCCAUUUGAUGCACUUCUUCAUCUAUUUCGAUGGAGAGACGUACUAUAAAAUUCCCUCUUUGUGGCAAUUGAUCGCAUUUGGCGUCUCACAGGGGAAUUCAUCCAUCAAUCCCUACCUGUACAUAGCACUUAACAGAAACUUCCGCCGCGCUUAUGUGGACGUCCUAAGGAGCUGCUUUAGCCCUGCUAAGAAUUUGGUGCGAUCCCGAGGAAGCAAUACGACAUCGAACACGACUUUAACUCAGGGUAUGUCCAUGGAGUACGUUCAAGUUGCAGGCCUAGGUAGAAGAGGAGUGUAUGAGCUAUCUGAGACCAAGAAAGACACGGAUUCCUUGCCACAGUCUGUCAGGCAGAUAAGUCUCAUGAAAAAGACAGACAAUGACUCUCAAUCAGAGGGACACAAAUUGUAAUAGAAAAUCAAUCCUCCAUACCAAAAGGAUAACGAAGCAACGAAGGAUAAGUGUAAGAGGACGAAACAGACAAACGGGCAAUGUCCUGGUGAAAAU
Orbicella faveolata is the source of this 5137-nucleotide messenger RNA. RefSeq names its product galanin receptor 2a-like. NCBI's taxonomy places the organism in Eukaryota, Metazoa, Cnidaria, Anthozoa, Scleractinia, Merulinidae. Gene Ontology annotation, cellular component: plasma membrane. Gene Ontology annotation, biological process: G protein-coupled receptor signaling pathway. Gene Ontology annotation, molecular function: neuropeptide Y receptor activity. The record is from RefSeq and is a predicted model, not a curated record.